This is a messenger RNA of Ambispora leptoticha, 390 nucleotides long. The record is from the annotation of a GenBank genome assembly. Lineage: Eukaryota; Fungi; Glomeromycota; Glomeromycetes; Archaeosporales; Ambisporaceae.
AUGAGGAUCGAUUUGCCACAACCAAGGAAAGAAUGGCUUACGCGUAGAAUUUCACAAUCACUAUUGGAGAAACAUUUCAUCAGAUGCCAUUAUCCACCUACUAAAUUGCGAUCCGAAAAAAAGACCGAUUGCAGAGCAAGUGCUAAACCUAAAUGGCUUACGGGUAAAACGGCAAUGGACAUUGACUUACUGAAUGACUUUGUCGCAAACUUUAAUACUCAUAGAACAUUUGAAAGAGUGAUGGAAGUUGCUCAAGCGGCGAACAGACUCGAGAAAAAUGCUACAAAAAAACCUGAUAGUGAGGAUGACGAUGAAGAACAACAAAAUAUGCAAGAACAUCAAAUCAUAAUCAAAAGCAGGCCCAGGAUAUCGAAACGGAUCUGGAUGUAA